Messenger RNA from Aureobasidium melanogenum CBS 110374, 1602 nucleotides. RefSeq lists its product as uncharacterized. The coding region runs from base 1 to 1602 and encodes 533 amino acids. The transcript has a single exon. The record is from RefSeq and is a predicted model, not a curated record. Lineage: Eukaryota; Fungi; Ascomycota; Dothideomycetes; Dothideales; Saccotheciaceae.
AUGGUCAAGUCAUCACGUAUCUACCUCCUCUCAACCUUUGGCGUCGCUGCAAGCGCUACGGAUGUGCUCGUGCCCAAGCAUCUUCCUUUUCGUUAUCUUUUGCGCGAUGCCUAUGCAUACUCUCUUGAGCCCGUGUGGACCGAGGACUACAUCUCUUCCAACUUGACUCGCAACCUCAUGAAUGUUAUCGCAGACAUCACUGGCAAGCCUCCAGCAUUUCGUGUAGGUGGAACAACUGGCGACCUGACAUACUACCACCCUGAGUUGAACGUCUCGGCUGUUGCAUUACCAAAUACGACAGUCACAAACACUUUUAACAUCAGUAAUGCGUGGUUCGAGCAAUGGAGCAUUUACUUUCCUGAAGGCACAGACUUUCUGUACACAUUAAAUCUCAGGGACAACUCAAGCGCAUGGCAGAAUGCCGUCCAGGAAGCUGCAGCAGCUCACAGCGUUCUCGGCGACAAGCUCAAGCUGUUCGAGAUAGGCAACGAGAUCGAUCACUUUAUCAACAAAGGCUGGCGACCACCCACCUGGGAUGUCACCAUGUACAUUCAGCAAUGGCGAAACAUCUCUGACCAGAUCGUUCAAUCUCCUUGGUAUAAAGCAGCAGAUCACCAUCCAAAGUUUCAAGCUGCUGUUUUUGCUGAUCCCCCGUGGGUACCCGAUCAACAAGACGAGAUCGAUGAUUUCGACAUCAUCAAUCUGACUCGUGCUGGGUUGACCGAGCACGAGAAGAUCGAUACAUAUUCAGUCCAUUUAUACCCUCAAUCAACUUGCGAUACAGCACGCUGGUACAGACUGAGUCUAGAUCUGCUUUCAAAUCACAGCGUGCUCUGGCACAACGUGUCGCAAUACAUACCGCAAGUCGCAGCAGCGGACAAGGCAGGCAUACCUCUUGUAUUUGGUGAAACCAAUUCAGCUUCAUGCUCUGGUCGCAGUGGUAUCAGCGACACUUUUGGCGCUGCUCUUUGGAGUGUCGACUAUGUCUUGCUAGCGGCCAGUAUCGGCAUGCCUAAAGUCUAUUUCCAUCUUGGUGCCAACGCUGAAUACUCUAGCUUUGUUCCCUUACCGUAUGAGCACAAGAACGAAAGCCUCCAAGCAGGUAUCAGAAGUCUGUACUAUGGCCAUUAUUUCAUAGCGCAUGUACUCGCCUCGGAGAAACAACAACGAAUAGCUCAGCUCCCUACUGCAAACACAUCCGACUUUAGCGGAUAUGCCAUCUACUCAGCUGGCAAUCGUUAUCACGAACAACUCAACAAAGUCGUCUUGAUCGAUCUACAAAUCUGGAACGGCACUCAGGGUCUUUCUAACCCUUCCACGCUCAGUACCACUGACUCGACAUACCACUCCGCGGGCCAACGUCCCGUUCGGGAGGUCUCCGUCACCACGUGUUGGCCUGCAGGCACUCGCCUCGGAGUAAUCCGUCUCCAGGCCCCAGGUACAAAUGCAAAGAGCGAGAUCAGCGUUUCCGGCGUCAGGUUUGACCCACAGACUGGAGCGCAGAUUGGAGCGCUCAAAACGGAAGAGAUUGUUGUAGGCGGAGAUGGCCGAGCUUGUCUUGAGAUGCAAGCGGCCGAGGCUGUGCUACUGCACAUAAAAUAG